GCGUCAGUCGCACACCAGCUGCCCGCGCACUCGGACGUGUUUUCGCAUCCGUUCUUGGGCCCCAUCUCGUACCGCCCAAUAGGCCAAAGAAUAACAAAUACGAAAGAGGCCAGCGGACUGGAGCUUAAUAUACGUAUAUAAUGUGACUGGACACGAUGGACUUCCAGAAUCGCAACAACACGGCCAACAAGUUCGUCUGCCCGAGCGACAGGCAACUCGCCCUGCGUGCCAAAUUAAAAGCCGGCUGGAGCAGCUCAAAGACCAGUGAACCUCUGCGCCCGGAGGAGCAGGAGGCCAUCAUCUCGGUGAUCCGGCGCAACGAGGAGAUCGAGGUGGCCGAGCGGCAGCGGGUGGGACGACUGGUGGAGCGGGUCGAGAAGAUCAAGCAGCAUGCCGUGGAGCGGGGGCCCAACUGCUGCCGCCUCUGCGGCGACACCUUCGGCAUCCUGCGGCCGCACCGCAUCCUGUGCGAGGACUGCCGCCAGUCGGUGUGCGCCAAGUGCAGCGUGGACAUCAACAUCCGGUACCACACCAGCGAGCGUUCCCGCGAGAUCUGGCUGUGCCGCAUCUGCUCCGAGACCCGCGAGAUGUGGAAGAAGUCGGGCGCCUGGUUCUUCAAGGGGCUGCCCAAGUACGAUAUGCCGCGCAGCGCCAGUGCCACGCCCAUUCCCACCCCAGGACCCGGAUCCAUGGCAGGAGACACGCGGGCCGUUCAAAGCUGCCAUGCGACGCCGACGCGUCCAGCGCGGGUGAAGAAGCUCACGAUCCGGGUGAACGACAGCAGCUCCAGCAGUAGCGGUCACUCGGAGCCGGAGGACGAGUUGGACGCCGGUGGCGUGGUGGGCCUAGUGGGCGGUGGAGGCGUGGCCAAGGGCGUAUCCUCCGCCGGCCGAUUGCAGCGGGAGGAUAGCUUCCGUCUGAGGGCCUAUGGAUCCAUACGCAGUUUCAUCGAUGGCGGCGAACGGAAGUUGUCCAACUCCUUCUUCUUCGGCCGCCAGCAGAGUCAAAGGCCAUCGGAGUGUCCGGAUUACGACAGCGUCAGCAUGUCCAAGCUGAGGCGUGAGAGCAGUUUCCUGCGUCGCGGCUCCGUCAGCUCCUCCUGGUCGAUCAGCGAUAGCUCUGGCUCCGGAUCCAACAACUCGGGCAACUCCCAGUCGCAAUCGCAAUCGCAGUCGCAGUACCAGCAGCAUCAUCAGCAACAGCAGCUGCACUGUCGGGAUCCGUUGCUCGGUUGGCUGGAGAUUGCCAUUAGCUAUCGGGAGGCCUUCCACAGCCUCGACUGCACCAUGGUGCGGGCAAGGGAUCUGCCGGCCAUGGAUGCCGCCGGACUGACGGAUCCGUACUGCAAGCUCAACAUCAUCACGCCGGAGGCGCACACCAAGUACACGCGAUGGCAGCGCACCAAGACGGUGCACAAGACCCGGAAUCCGGAGUUCAACGAAACGCUGCAGUUCGUCGGCGUGGAGCCCGAGGAGCUGGGCAACUCGCUGCUCUAUGUGGCCCUUUUCGACGAUGACAAGUACGGCCACGAUUUCCUCGGCGCAGCCAAGGUCUGCCUUUCCACGGUGCACAGCACUUCGCAAUACCGGAUUUCGGUGCCCCUGGGCGUGGAGGACCAGUACAGCAACGCGGCGGAGAUGGCCCAGAAUUGGCCCAACGGCAAGAUGCUGCUCUCACUGUGCUACAACACGAAGCGAAGGGCGCUGGUGGUGAACGUGAAGCAGUGCAUCAACCUGAUGGCCAUGGACAACAACGGCAGCUCCGAUCCCUUUGUCAAGAUCCAACUCAAGCCGGAUGCGCACAAGAACAAGAAGCACAAGACCAGCGUCAAGUGGCGCACGCUCAAUCCAAUCUUCAACGAGGAGUUCUACUUCGAGGCCAGUCCCCAUGACCUAAACAAGGAGAUGCUCAUCCUGACCGUCUGGGACAAGGACCUCGGCAAGAGCAACGACUUCCUCGGCAGCCUGCAACUGGGCGCCCAGAGCAAGGGCGACCGCCUGCAGCAGUGGCUCGACUGCAUCCGAUUGCCAGACCACUUUCACGAAAAGUGGCAUUGCCUCGCCCCCGAUAAUCCCGCCCACUGAGAGGACCCACCCAUCCAAUCCCCAACUCGAUCCACCCCAAUCCAGUUGAUUCGAUCUUAUCUGAACCGAUAUGGAUGUUUUCCUGUAAGACACAUUUUUACGAACUGAUUUCUCAGCCAAGUUUCGAGUCGUAAUCACACAACUAUAACGUUUACAAAAUAUAUUUCGAAUUUGGAUUUUUAUGGAAUACAUUUUGUAUCAGUUUAUUUCAAUUGAAAUAUAACUAGAAAACCAUAUCUAAGAUUUUAAGUAAACAACCUUUCGUAGUUUUCUUCAAAGCAGUGCUAGAACUUUUCAAUCCAUAUUUUGUGCUUUGAACAUCUAACACUUUAAGCAUUUUGAAAAUUCCAGUGGCGUUAGUAUUGUUUUUAUUUUAAUAACAGAUAACAGAUAAUAACAGAAUAACAGAUAGCAUCGAUUGUAUUUUUAAUAUGUCAGAAAAAAGGACAUAACUAAGCCGAGAAAUCAGGUCGCGAAAAUAAGGCUUUAGCUCCAAAUAUACACACAUAUAUAUUAGCAUAUACAUACAUAUAUAUUAUAUACAUAUAUUUUUGAUAAGCCUGAGUGGGUGUGAGUAAGCGAGAACAAGCUAAAGAGCGAGACAGCGCUAGGAAUGUUGUGUGUUUGAGUGACUGCUUUCCAAAAUCUCGUACUUAACCUCAAUUUUUCUAUGUCUAUACUUUGGCUCCUAACGACAUUUUUUACACUGUAUAUAGCUUAUUUAAGUGUCCUUAUCAAGGGUUAACCAACAUCAAAAUCUUUUCGAUUCAUUGCUAAAUUUAAUCUAUAUUCAAACGUAUACUU
Messenger RNA from Drosophila subpulchrella, 2888 nucleotides. It is a transcript of the gene Rph, whose product is annotated as rabphilin-3A. Gene Ontology annotation, biological process: intracellular protein transport. Bases 156 to 2084 code for a protein of 642 amino acids. Gene Ontology annotation, cellular component: membrane. The transcript is spliced from 5 exons. NCBI's taxonomy places the organism in Eukaryota, Metazoa, Arthropoda, Insecta, Diptera, Drosophilidae. The record is from RefSeq and is a predicted model, not a curated record. Gene Ontology annotation, molecular function: small GTPase binding.